CAUACGAUGGUCUCGAUAAUGUGGGGUUAAAAAAUUCGAUUAUCGGAGCGCCCUCUAUCCAUAUUUUGACAUCUCGAUGUCAAAGAUUAGCUGUUUCCGCUAUCACCAGUAAAAAAAUAUAACCAUGGAUUCUGACUCCUGUUCGUCGAGUAAACAAUUGAAUAGGAACAAAUUUAAACGAACGCAACAUAAAAAAGUUUACCACAAACAGCACACAAAGGGUUCGAAUUUCAAUGCAGCUGAAUCGAGAAAAAACAAAUCGAAUGGUAGAAACACUGACGAUGACGGCAGCUUUGACGAAUUUUCAAACAAAUUGCUAUCUCAACUGGAUUGUCGAUUUGCUGAGCUCAGCGAUGACGAUGAACCCGAGAGUGGCAAGAUUUUUGAAGAUCUCUUGAAUGCACCUGUCUCCACCACAUCUUUCACAUUUGAAAGUGAAAAGAAAUGGACUUGGGAUGCAUCUCAGUUCGAGGAGUAUUUUUCGCUCGAUGUCAAGCAUUUAUCACGAAUAUUCAACUGCAUUCCAUUCACUGAAUAUAUGAGCAUCGAGGACAAAUACCUGAGUAAGGAUGAGUUCACAUUGAUCAACUCCUCGGCCGAACAAGCAAGGAAGGAUUAUGACAGAGAAAUGGAGUCGUCACUCCUUUCACAGCUAGACAUUAAAGAGCCAGCUGGUGAGGACAAGAACUCUGGAAGCAAGGAUCACAGAGCAGCUCAAGAACAAUUUAGCAGUGCUGAAUCCAUGGACGAAGAUCUGGAUUUCCUAUUAUCCCUGAAAGAACCUGUACGAGUAACACCUGUGAAUCCUUCAUUUCCUGCAUCUCGUGGUAGUGAAAAUUCGAAAAGAAGGAGCACUGCCAAUCCGACGAAGUCCAUUGACUUAGAGAAAUGGCUGGAUUCAGUCCUCGAUGAUUGAUAUUUUUUCCUGUCGGCCUCUGUAUAUGUGUACAGUAUCAUAGAUGAUAGGAUAAGAGGCGAAAAUGAAUUAUUUUGGAUUGUUUAUUUCAUGGUAUUGUUUAAUGGCGGCAAUUAGAAUUCAAUUGAUCAUGUGAAAUGACAGGAAGGCAUGCAUGUAGUCAUAGACGACGAGCAUUAUCGCCCCUCCAGGGCCCAGUCGAAGGACUUUAGGCAGCAGCCCUUUGUAUAGUGCUGAAAAUCUGGAAAUACAUUGCAAUUAUGAUUAUAA
Molecule: messenger RNA, 1186 nt
Organism: Diachasmimorpha longicaudata
Lineage: Eukaryota; Metazoa; Arthropoda; Insecta; Hymenoptera; Braconidae
Exons: 4
Coding region: 125-916 (263 amino acids)
Biological process (GO): negative regulation of G2/M transition of mitotic cell cycle
Source: RefSeq, a predicted model, not a curated record